AGGUCAUGCUUGCACAAGCCCUGAAAAUAGCAGGUGCAUUGCUGCAGGCCCGCAAUGAAGAACAUCAAGGUUUGAAGAUUCUUGAUUGGCAAGGCUUUCUACACCUUACCAACAGCAUGCUGGAACAGGUCCAGCAGGUCCAGCAAAGUUGUCAAAGAAAAGUGCAGCUGGACGAGCACGUUGGUGUCGAAAUUCAAGCUGGGCUAUUGGCCAUUACCUACAGCCAAACAAAAUCGAUCAUCGAGGAAUUUCAUCAAAAGUGUUUGUUGCAGACGAAGCAAACGCUGGAGCAAGAACGGUGGGAGCGCACUGAUGUGCCAGUCCAGUACAAGAAAAUCUUGGAGACUGAUAUCCUUGGCCACCCAGAGGCUGGUGAGCAAGGUAGCGAAGAUGGCAAUCCGCCUGUGGAGCGAUACCUUCACGUUGAAGGUAGCCACUACUUGGUGGUCCCUGCGGUGCUGACGCUUUUGCAGCUAUUGGCAGAGUACAUUCGGCUUUGCCGCGACUUCAGUGACAUGACCGCUGAGGUGGUGCAGCGAAUGUGUCAGCUGCUUCGGCUCUUCAAUCAAAGAGCUCAGCGUUUGGUACUCGAUGGACAAGCUGUCCACCACAAGGUGCUGCCCAACAUAAAAGCAGCCAAUCUUGCCUUGAGCAGCCAGUGUUGUGGCCUGAUGGCGCAAGUUCUGCCGCUCCUGCAAUCCCGGCUCAAUGCUGUAGCUGGCAGUCAGAGCACUCACAAUGCCCAGACCGCUGCCAAAGGAGCACUGGUUGUGGCUUUGCUCAGUGAUCUCUCAAAGAUAGCCUCCGAAUUUGCCGAGCAUCGCGGUGCACUGUUUGGAAAGCUCAGUGACCUUUUACGAGUUCACUAUGAAAAGCACUCUCAGCGAUGGCUGAAAGUGCCUCACUCCGAUUGCCCAGACAUUUGGAAGGGAGAUGCGAUGGCAACUCUGCGAAGUGAGUCAGCAUUGGGCGAGCAUGAGUCGUUGGAGGGCCUGAUGAAGGAUAUCACUGCGAUGUACCGCGUGCUGUUGCGGAAUCUGAACUACGAUAGUGUAAGGAAAAUCUUCGCACGUGCUUUCGAGGAGAUAGCUUCUUCCUUUCGGCGGAGGCUUGAGCAAGAUCUGCCUGCACCUUCACCACCAUAUUCUGAGAGUUUGGGUCGUUCUCUCGGAGACCGUUUGCUGUUGGAUUUUGCAUACCUCUACAGGGAGCUGGGGACAUUGACGGGCAUCACAACACCUCUCCAGCGCCUCCUUUGUGAUUUGGUCCAGCAUCUUCAGACAAAGCUUCCUGAAGAUCCGCCGAAAAAGAUCCAUCCAGCUGUGCUUGAGGCUCUGCACAGAGCUGGUCGACUGCCACAAUAGAGCUCGAAGUGAACAAGCUGGAUGUUUGUACAGACAAGAAGAGGCAGUUG
This is a messenger RNA of Durusdinium trenchii, 1414 nucleotides long. Lineage: Eukaryota; Dinophyceae; Suessiales; Symbiodiniaceae. The record is from the annotation of a GenBank genome assembly.